Molecule: messenger RNA, 1194 nt
Organism: Physella acuta
Lineage: Eukaryota; Metazoa; Mollusca; Gastropoda; Physidae
Product: bactericidal permeability-increasing protein-like
Molecular function (GO): lipid binding
Source: RefSeq, a predicted model, not a curated record
AUGUUCCAGUCACGUGAUGAAUGUGUCUACAGCCUGGAGAUCUAUGACGACGGCUCUGUGGAUAUCGUCAUCAGUGACGUCAGUCUCUCAGUGACGGUUGGGCUGGGGGUGGACGCCUCAAGUCGUCCCAUGCUGGACACCAAAAGCUGCGACAGCUCUAUUGAUGACGUCAGUCUCAAGUUCCAGGGCCUGAACGAGAUGAUCUGGAACCUGUUCAGUGACAUCUUGGGAGAUUUGUUGAAAGAUGUUCUACAGAUGAAAGUUGGACUAGGUGGUCGCUUCGUGCUGGACUACGGUCUGAUAGCGCCGGUGACAUUUACAGCUGAUUACAUGGAGAGUCUGCAUAAGGGUGAGGUGUACUGGAUAACGGACAAGAAAGAAAGCCCCCUGACACCUGAGCGGAUCCCCCCGUGGGGUGACUACAGCAGGAUGUUGUACCUGUGGGUCACAGAGUACACGGCCAACACGAUGGCCCAGGUGGCCCAGGAUCACGGGUAUCUGCAGUACAACCUGACGGCCAAAGAUCUGCCAGCUGCUAUCAGAUCUAUCCUACAUACGUCAUGCACAGGAAGAUGUAUCGGUACUCUCGUUCCUAAGAUAAGGGCCAAGUACCCCAACUCACUGGUAGAGAUCCAUGUCAAGUCCUCCUCCACCCCCCUGGCCAAUAUUCUUGACAGUGGUUUGAACCUGGGUCUGCUGGGUGACCUGGUGCUGUAUGCUCGCACACCUGAUGGUAACUUGGCUUACCUGCUCACGCUUGCCAUGAAAUUAUCACUCACUGGAACUGCCUACAUUCACCAUGAAAAAGUUAAGGGGAAAAUCACAGACCAUAACUUCAAAGUUAGUUUGAAAGAUUCGACUGUGGGUUAUGUUGGCGUAUCUGGUUUUUAUUUAGUGCUUAGUCUUGCCCUUAAACAUUUUGUUAUUCCAAGUUUUAACACUGUGGCGGAGAAAGGUUUUGAGCUGCCCAUCACUGAUGACGUCAUGUUCAUGAACUCAAAGAUAACAUUCCAUGAAGGGGUGCUUAUAGUGUCAACUGAUGUCCAGUAUUUAACAGAGGCGGAAAAAUAUUUUCUGGUGGCUUUAAGGGGUGACUUUUUAUUUGGAUUAAACGCCUUAAUGUAUGAAGUAUAUACCCCAAAUUUUGAGAAGCGUCAACAAAUUACCGAAUUGUUCCCUGCUUUUUUGUACUGA